AUGAUUCAUGGUCCGUAUGGGAAUGCUAAUUUGAACUGUCCUUGCAUGGUUGAUAAAAGAUGUUCAAAAAACUUUCCGAAGAAAUUCACACCACAUAUAACUAUUGAUUCAAGUGGUUUUCCUGUAUACAGAAGAAGAGAUUCAGGUCAUACAGUUAUUAAAUCUGGUGUUAGAUUAGACAACAGAAGUGAUGUUCCUUAUAACAAAAGGCUUUUGAAAAGAUAUCAAGCACACAUUAAUGUUGAAUGGUGUAAUCAAGCCGGUUCAGUGAAAUACUUGUUCAAGUACAUUAACAAAGGCCCUGAUAUGGCUACUGCGGUAGUUUCUGGUGAUACAAAUUCAACCAUUAAGGAAAAGCCAAAAGACGAGAUCAAGGAGUAUUAUGAUUGUAGAUAUAUUUCAACGUGUGAGGCAUCCUGGAGAAUAUUCUCUAAUGAGGUUCAUUAUAGGUAUCCUGCUGUUAUGAGGCUUCCUUUUCAUUUGCCGGGCCAACAGAAUGUUGUGUAUGGUGCGGAUGACGAUAUUGAUAAUGUUUUAAGCAAGCCUUCUGUUUCUUCUUCAAUAUUUGUGCAAUGGAUGAAGUUGAACGAGACAAAUGAAGAUGCUAGAAAGCUGACUUAUGUUGAGUUUCCUUCCAAAUUGGUUUGGAUACUUAAAGAUAGAUGUUGGCACGUACGUAAGUCGUACCAGUGUGUUGGCCGGAUUCAUUCUGUAUCUCCUGCAUUGGGCAAACCUUAUUUUUUGAGGAUACUACCCAAUAAAGUUAAAGGGCCUAGAUCAUUCGAGGAGAUACGUAUAGUUAACGACCAAUUAUUCCCGACUUUUAGAGAUGCUUGCUAUGCGAUGGGACUCUUAGAUGAUGACAAUGAAUACGUUGAGGCCAUUAAAGAAGCAAGUUUAGUGCUUCCUGAAUAUCAGAUUAAGAACCUUACUUUGUUGAAGAUUGAAAACUAUUUAAUUUCCAAUGGUUCAUCAUUACGAAGUUUUCUCACUAUGUCGUACCCUGAUGACGAUUCCUUACGAGAUGCUACUAAUCGUCUGAUCAAUGAAGAGCUGUCACAUGAUAUAGACGAAGUACAAGCUGAGUUUAACAGGUUGCAUCAAUCUCUUAUAGAUGAACAACGAGCGGUUUUUGAUGAAAUAAUGGAAGCAGUAAACGGAAUAGUUUUAAAUGUUGCUUCAAGUGGUAUUGCUUCUUUAUUACUUUUCCGUGGAAGGACAACUCAUUCUCGGUUCCAUAUCCCCAUUAAUCUAACAGAGAAUUCAAUGUGCAAUAUUAAGCCAAACAGUGAUAUUGCCAAACUAUUAAAAGAAACCCAAUUAAUCAUAUGGGACGAAGUACCGAUGGUAUACAAACAUGCCUUUGAAGCUUUAGAUAGGACGAUGACCGACGUAUUUUCGGAAGGUAGGAGUAUUCGUUCGGAUGUUCAUUUUGGAGGUGUCGGAAAAAUAAUCGAGGGUGUCAGUUUAUUUAGGAUUGUUACAAGAGAAUUUGCAAAAUGGCUUAUUGAUAUUGGUGAAGGAAACAUUGGAGAUGAGAAUGAUGGUGAAGCAAUUAUAGAGAUACCAGAUGAUCUACUAAUCACCGAUAUUUGUGACCCAAUACAAACUUUAAUUGACUUCGUAUAUCCUUCAAUUAUUGAACAAUUUAGGAUUCCUGGAUUUUUUUCGGAGCGAGCAAUUCUAGCACCCAAAAAUGAGGUAGUUCAUGAAAUUAACGAUCGAUUGCUUUCGUUAUUUCCUGGUGAUACGAAAGAAUUAGUUCUUAAAGUUGGUGUUCCUGUGAUGCUUCUUCGAAACAUUGAUCAACAGAAAGGGUUAUGUAACGGUACAAGGCUUCAAAUUACUUUUCUUGGUAAACGAGUUAUAGAAGCUGAAGUAAUAUCUGGUGGUAACAUUGGCACGAGAGUUUUUAUUCCAAGGAUUAAUAUGAUCCCGUCUGACAAAAAAAUACCUUUUCAAUUUCAACGAAGACAAUUUCCUUUAUCAGUUUGUUUUGCCAUGACAAUUAACAAGAGUCAAGGACAAUCGUUAUCAAAGGUUGGUCUUUAUUUGAAAGAUCCUAUCUUCACUCAUGGUUUUGUCAUGUAUACUACAUUUGUCAAGUUUCUUGAUAACCUAGAAUCUUUGAAACUGGAUGUACCUAUAGCCUUUGCUAAUCAAAAGUGGGGAAAAAAAAUAAGUUGCGAAUAUAUCAUGAGUCUGGUAAAAAAUGCGUUGUCAGGACCGUUAGGUGAUUUUGGGCUUGAACUUUCAUGUUUUGUGGAUGGCAUGUGUGGUGAAUCUUAUUUCACGUUUAAUCGUUAUGCAAGAUUUGGUUUUACGGUAAUCGAAGACUGCUUCAUUAAACAAUUUUACGUAAACAGCCCACCAAGUGGCAAAUAUCAAAUUUGUUAUAAGGGUUCCUAUUGGAAUGUUGAGGCGUCUAAGUUUGAUACCAACUUUGUAUUUGCUAGAAGAUGGCCGAAAAUGUGCAAGGACGUUGGGAUACUGGAGGAUGAUUUGCUUGUGUUUAGCAGAAUUGAUGAUGUUGUUUUUGACUUAUUGGACAUCUAUGAGGAUGAUGAAGCUGUGUCUGUAGGUGAAGGAAGAACCGUUACUCAGGUUAAGAAGAAAGGCAAAGUUACUUCUGAGAGAAAGGAAACGGUCAAGAGUAUGACUAAGGGAAAUGCUGCCUUACCUGUCGACACAAGUGAUCAUAUUGGAUGUUCUUCAUCUGCUCAUAAAUUUAAGGGGAAGAGAGCCGGCAACGUUCAGAAAAAGCGUAACCGUAGAAAUAACAGUACAAAGACUACAAAAAAACAUUCUGGAAAUCUUCUCGACCCUGAGUUCUUUCAUUUUGAUCACAAAGGAGACUAUAGGUUGCGUCUUCCUGCUGAAGUUGGCAGACGAGCAGGUCUUUCUGUUGAUCUUCAUCCUUUGAAAGUUCAAAACAAGGUUUGA
This is a messenger RNA of Helianthus annuus (common sunflower), 2943 nucleotides long. RefSeq lists its product as uncharacterized. Gene Ontology annotation, biological process: DNA repair; telomere maintenance. Gene Ontology annotation, molecular function: DNA helicase activity. The transcript has 13 exons. The record is from RefSeq and is a predicted model, not a curated record. NCBI's taxonomy places the organism in Eukaryota, Viridiplantae, Streptophyta, Magnoliopsida, Asterales, Asteraceae. Bases 1 to 2943 code for a protein of 980 amino acids.